Colletotrichum scovillei is the source of this 1693-nucleotide messenger RNA. Its product is annotated as HET-s domain protein. The record is from RefSeq and is a predicted model, not a curated record. The coding region runs from base 107 to 1693 and encodes 528 amino acids. NCBI's taxonomy places the organism in Eukaryota, Fungi, Ascomycota, Sordariomycetes, Glomerellales, Glomerellaceae. Gene Ontology annotation, molecular function: protein kinase activity; ATP binding. The transcript has a single exon. Gene Ontology annotation, biological process: protein phosphorylation.
GUGAUUUUUCAGCUCGGCUGCUUGAGUUGCAAUACAAAUACCGUGUACCAACGUUAAUGUUAAUGAUACGCAGAAACAUUGCCCGCGUAGCUAAGAUUCUCUCAAAAUGGCAACUGGCAUCGAAAUUGCUGGUAUUCUACUUGCUUCAGCAGGAGCAGCACAUCAACUUUUCGACUGCGGCCGAAAGAUUUACCGACGCAUCAAAGAUGAGAAGAAACUCAACCGACUCCUGUCCGAGCUAAAGAUGUUCGAAGUCGACGACCAGCGCCAGAUGCUGAACAACUACGUCGAAUCAGUGCAACCUGUGCUCCGCACCCAACUGAUCAAGAAAGAGGACAAAGAUAGGCUCCUACGAAGGUGGGAGCGGAUCAAGCAGCAUUUGAUUCGCAUAGAUGAACUCAUCGACAUCAUGAUCAUGAACUCGUCACUUUUAGACACCAUCACUAGGCGCCAGGCCAAAAAUGAGCUGCGAGAAUUGGGAAACACAGGGGUCUUAACAGUGCUUCUCGCACAAUUCCGAGAUGAUGCGUCACUUCUUGAAAAACUGGCUUCCAAAGACCAAUCGACAUUCCUGUCAGGUAGGGACUUCAUCUAUAUCGAUGACACUCCCAAAAAGGCGCUGGGGAAAGAUACGAUGUUGCGGAAAGGGAGAUGGGUAGCGGCCGGCAGCAACAACUCCAAUCGAACAGGGUGGUUCCUGGUAGAGUCAAAGCUACUCAAGAGCGAUUACGAGAAGCAAAUUGUGAAAGAGGAUGUGGCGACGCUCGCAAAUCGUCUCGAGAGGGCACAGAAGAAUCGUGGAAUUUUCAAGCUCGUCGGAUUCCGCGAGGAAAAGAAUCCUCAAAUGGCGGGGUUUGAGUUGAUCUUUGACGGCGAAUUUGACGGCAAGGUGCCUGUUAGCCUUUCUGCUUACAUGCAGACUCAUUCCACGAAGCCAAGUCUCAACUUCCGCAUCGAUCUGUGCUGUCAACUUGCCACUGCUGUUCUCGAAACGCAAUCUCUCCGUCUUGUUCACAAGAAUAUUCGUCCAGACAACAUCCUGGUCAUGGAAAACAUCUCUUCCCCGCUUGCCAAACUGGAGGAGUCGAUCCCAAUGAUCAAUCUUUCUGGUUGGCAAUAUGCUCGUCACGUCGACGAGGGCUACAUUACCACAUUGGGGAACGCAAUGGAUUUGGAACGGAAGAUUUAUCAACAUCCGGAGCGCCAGAUCCGCACUUCCGAGCGUGACUACUCCAUGGCUCAUGACAUUUACAGCCUAGGUGUUUGCAUGAUCGAGAUACUGUGCUGGAAGAGUCUGCUUCAAACAAGAGAAGACGAUGCGAAGACAGUUGCAGUCUCAGAUGACUUUGUGAAUGCAUUCAAGGCCUUAGGAUUUUCGCCUCAUGCGAAUGAUGUUCAGGACGACUGGACCAAGUUUCCGAGACAGAACAAGGCAGUCUUGCAGGAGUUGAACGCAACUUGCGUCCCAGUUGAGUCGGGAACGAAAAUGGCACAGAUCAUACAUGGGUUUCUGACUUCUUUGGAUCGAAAAGUUCAAGAGGAUGAGGAAAAUGAUAGUGAAGAAGAAGAACAAGAAGAAGAAGACAGCAUAGGUGUGUAUGCUCUGAACGGAGAGGAAGAGCGGAGGACGCAGGCCAUAGAGUUCAUGGAUACGAGCUUGAAGGACUUGCAAAGCUUUCUUCAAGUCGUCUGA